GGUAGUAUGACAGUUGACAAGACGUAGUUAGCAGACAUUUCAUAUUUUGGUUUAGUGGUACGAAAUAAUACAUAGUAUAUUAUACGUUCCUGUUGGUUUAUACUUGUUAAAAGUAUUUUAUAUAAAAUAAAGAGUUUUUAUGCCUAUUUAGAUAACAUUGAAGAGUGACUUUUUAAAUAUAUUCGUCAUAAAAACGUAAAAAAUAUUAGUGAAAAUGGCUGUUGCUAAAAGAGGCGCAUCAGUUUUCGAAGAUUUGUCCAACGUCGAAUUCGAAACUAGCGAAGAUGUUGAAGUUAUCGAUAAAUUCAAGAAUAUGAACUUGAAAGAAGAGCUACUUCGUGGCAUCUUCGCAUAUGGUUUUGAAAAACCAUCCGCAAUCCAACAAAGGGCUAUAAAACCUAUUAUGAAAGGUAGAGAUGUUAUAGCUCAAGCACAAUCUGGUACCGGUAAAACUGCUACAUUUUCUAUUUCAAUUUUACAAGCUUUGGAUUUAACAAUGAGAGAAACACAAGUCUUGUGUUUAUCGCCUACUAGGGAAUUAGCAGUACAAAUCCAAAAAGUUAUUCUAGCUUUAGGAGAUUUUAUGAAUGUACAAUGCCAUGCUUGUAUCGGAGGAACAAAUCUUGGUGAAGAUAUCAGAAAACUUGAUUACGGUCAGCAUGUUGUAAGUGGAACACCCGGUAGAGUAUAUGAUAUGAUCAGAAGAAGAGCUUUAAGGACAAGAUCUGUUAAGAUGUUAGUUCUAGAUGAAGCAGAUGAGAUGUUAAAUAAGGGUUUUAAGGAACAAAUUUACGAUGUUUAUAGAUUUUUACCCCCGUCGACACAAGUGGUACUCAUUUCGGCAACUUUGCCUCACGAAAUUUUGGAAAUUACUUCAAAAUUCAUGACGGAUCCUAUUCGGAUUCUAGUAAAGCGUGAUGAAUUGACUUUGGAAGGAAUUAAGCAGUUUUUCGUAGCCGUGGAAAGGGAGGAAUGGAAAUUUGAUACCUUGUGUGAUCUCUAUGAUACUCUAACCAUCACCCAAGCAGUUAUUUUCUGUAAUACGAAGAGAAAGGUCGAUUGGCUUACGGAAAAAAUGAGAGAGAACAACUUUACAGUUAGUUCUAUGCACGGAGACAUGCCUCAGAAAGAACGAGACAACAUAAUGAAAGAAUUCAGAUCUGGUCAAAGUAGAGUUUUGAUAACUACUGACGUAUGGGCGAGAGGGAUCGACGUACAACAAGUCAGUUUAGUCAUAAACUAUGAUUUGCCGAAUAAUCGUGAGUUGUACAUUCAUCGUAUAGGUAGAUCAGGAAGGUUCGGCAGAAAGGGUGUUGCCAUUAAUUUCGUUAAAUCUGAUGAUAUAAGAAUUUUAAGGGAUAUCGAACAAUAUUAUUCCACACAGAUAGACGAGAUGCCUAUGAAUGUGGCUGAUCUCAUUUAAUUAUUUAUCCUUUUCACAUGUUUAUGUAAUUGGGAGAUAUUUCACUUUUUGGGGUGGAAAUUUUUUCAUUUUUGACACUACAAAAUUUGUGUUUAUGUAUUUAUUGUAUAUUAUAAGAUUUUGUAAAAUAACAAUAAGUAUAUGGAAAUAAAUUAGUUUAUAAUUUAUCAAAA
Molecule: messenger RNA, 1596 nt
Organism: Diorhabda sublineata
Lineage: Eukaryota; Metazoa; Arthropoda; Insecta; Coleoptera; Chrysomelidae
Product: eukaryotic initiation factor 4A-III
Exons: 5
Coding region: 215-1423 (402 amino acids)
Cellular component (GO): nucleolus; catalytic step 2 spliceosome
Molecular function (GO): mRNA binding; ATP binding; RNA helicase activity
Source: RefSeq, a predicted model, not a curated record